UACAGAGCCUGCCCUACUGAAUGAGAGGAUGGUCCCUGGGCAAGGACCGACUUUAUGUUGGCCAACCUUUCGGGGAUCAACAAAAACAUCCACCACAACUACUUGAAUCUUACUAUUGUAUGAAAUAUUCAAUCAUAUCAUUAUCGCGACUAGAUUCCCCUGGCUCUAGAUUGCCUGCGGCCCUUUGCGACUCGUACAAUCGACAAUCUCUUUCAACACACGCGCCUGGGCUUUGUCCCAGACCUACCACAGUAACCUCUUCGAUAUUACUCCUUGAGCUAUUGCCUCACUUCUCUGUCCACAAUGUCCUCAACGCCGAUGGAUGUAGAUAGGUCUAAUACACCAAAUGGCGCAUCGCUUAACAUCCACCGGACCAUUGGCACCACCGCCUCCGUGUCUAAUCUGUCCGAUGUCAUAGGCAGCUUUCGUCCCACCAAGCUCUUCAGACGUGAUGAUAUCAAGGACAGUCGCCCACAGCCUCAUGUACUGUCCCUCGACUACGAUGACGAAGGCCAACUCGUCAUGGCCUCGGCCAGCGACGAGACGAUACAGAUCUACCACGUCAAAGAGGGCAGACAUGACAAGAGCCUAGUCAGUAAAAAAUACGGAGUGAAACUGGCCAAAUUCACACACACAGCUUCAAGCAUAAUCUAUGCCAGCACAAAACAGAACGACGCUAUCCGAUAUCUUGCCACACAUGAUAAUUCAUUCAUCAGAUACUUUGAAGGUCACGAGGGACCUGUAACUUCACUGGCUGUUCACCCGGGCAGCGACAACUUCAUCUCAUGCUCACAAGACAACACUGUGCGCCUCUGGGACACACAAACUAAGAACUGUCAAGGUCAACUAUUUCUUCGAUCACCCUACCUCACCGCAUACGACCCGUCUGGAACUGUGUUUGCCGUCGCCUGUACGAGUAGCGGCACAAUAUUACUCUACGAUGCGCGAAACUAUGACAAGGCUCCUUUUGCGACGGUUGAUAUUGUCGAACAGUGCAGGAAGGUAGAUUCACAAUGCCUCAACAAGGGAUGGACAAAACUUGAAUUCUCGAAUGAUGGAAAGUCGUUACUUGUUGGAACUCGUGGUAAUGGCCACUUCCUCCUGGACGCUUUCGAGGGCACCCUGAAAGCAUAUCUUCAAAAGCCAAACGGCGGGACUCGACGAUUGGCUGUAGGAGAAACAGCAUCGGGUGGUAGCUCAUCGUCAGAUUCGUCAAACAUAGAGAGCAGUGGCGAGUGCUGUUUCGCUCCCGAUGGGCGUUAUGUUCUAAGUGGCUCCAAGAAGGAUGUCCUGGUCUGGGAUACUAUGGCGGCUCCCAACGAUAACAAAGUUCUGGAACCGAGCUGGACACUGCCUGAUAAGAGAGAGGCAGCUGUCCUAGCCUUCAACCCCCGGUACAACUUCUUCGCUACGGCUGACCAGGAGCUGUUGUUCUGGCUGCCCGAUCCUCAUGCCUAAGUCGUGCAAAGGAGAAGACGCUGAGCAGUUAAAAUGGUUGGAGUAAAUAAUAGAUACCCUUGCAUUAUGGUAUAUCAUGAUAAUGUCGGAGAUAGUGGAUCAAAUAGAUUUAAGGAGAAUGAAGGUUACACAAGAACUGCCUAUCCAGCGAUGGGCUAACCAGAAAAGCGUUCAAUUAUAGUAUGAUUUCUAA
This is a messenger RNA of Fusarium oxysporum Fo47, 1651 nucleotides long. Its product is annotated as WD-repeat containing protein SWD2. NCBI's taxonomy places the organism in Eukaryota, Fungi, Ascomycota, Sordariomycetes, Hypocreales, Nectriaceae. Gene Ontology annotation, molecular function: protein binding; chromatin binding. Bases 304 to 1458 code for a protein of 384 amino acids. The transcript has 4 exons. Gene Ontology annotation, cellular component: Set1C/COMPASS complex. The record is from RefSeq and is a predicted model, not a curated record.